AUGGCCUCGCCGCGCCUGGGGACGUUCUGCUGCCCGACGCGGGACGCGGCUACGCAGCUGGUGCUGAGCUUCCGCGCGCGGGAGUUCCACGGGCUCUGCCUGGGCAGCUGCGCGCUCCGCCUGGCGCUCGGCCUCCUGCAGCUGCUGCGCCGGUCCGCGGCUCCCGGGGCGCCCUCGACCUUCGCGCCCGCCUCUGCCCGAGUGGUGCGCGCCGCAGUGGCCUGUGAUGUGCUCGGCUGCCUAGGGCUGGUCAUCCGGUCUUCUGUGUGGCUCGCCUCUCCAGAUUUUGUUGAACGCAUCUCCACUGGGAACAGAACAGAUGUGUGGCCUGCUGCUUUCUGUGUGGGGAGUGCGAUGUGGAUCCAGCUGCUGUACAGCGCCUGCUUCUGGUGGCUCUUCUGCUACGCGGUGGAUGCCUACCUGGUGAUCCGCAGGUCUGCAGGACAGAGCACCAUCCUGCUCUACCACCUCAUGGCCUGGGGCUUGGCCGCGCUGCUCUGUGCCGAGGGAGCGGCCAUGCUGUACUACCCCUCUGUGUCCAGGUGUGAGAGGGGCCUGGACCACGCCAUCCCCCACUAUGUUACCACGUACCUGCCGCUGCUGCUUGUCCUGGUGGCCAACCCGGUGCUGUUCCAAAAGACGGUGGCUGCAGUGGCAUCAUUGCUGAAGGGAAGAAAAGGCAUUUACACAGAGAACGAGAGGCAGAUGGGAGCCAUGAUCAGGAUCAGAUUUUUCAAAAUCAUGCUGGUUUUGGUGGCUUGUUGGUUGCCCAAUAUCAUCAAUGAAAGCCUUUUAUUCUACCUGGAGAUGCAGCCAGAUAUCAACAGAGAGUCUCUGAGACGCAUCAGAAAUGCAGCCAAAACUACGUGGUUUAUUCUGGGAAUCCUGAACCCAGCACAAGGAUUUCUCUUGUCCCUGGCCUUCUACGGCUGGACAGGAUGCAGCCUGGACUUUCAGUCCCCCAAGAUGCUGAUCCAAUGGGAAUCCAUGACAACCUCAGCUGCUGAGGACACCUGCCAGCCCCCCGGGGGGUCCUGUGUGCCUGGGAAGGUGGCUCAUGUCAGGAGACACACUUCAGACGAGGCCCUGAGCAUGCUGUCUGAAGGUUCUGAUGCCAGCACCAUUGAAAUCCACACUGCAAGUGGGCCCCAUGGUGGAAAUGCACUUGGUGCUGUUGCCCAAGUCCAGGGAGACCUUUGAGGAGGUGAUGGGCUCCUGAUCCAUGAUCAUCAGACGCUGACCUGACC
This is a messenger RNA of Octodon degus (degu), 1247 nucleotides long. RefSeq names its product G protein-coupled receptor 143 (gene Gpr143). NCBI's taxonomy places the organism in Eukaryota, Metazoa, Chordata, Mammalia, Rodentia, Octodontidae. The transcript has 9 exons. Gene Ontology annotation, biological process: regulation of calcium-mediated signaling; melanosome organization; G protein-coupled receptor signaling pathway. Gene Ontology annotation, cellular component: plasma membrane; melanosome membrane. Gene Ontology annotation, molecular function: L-DOPA binding; dopamine binding; L-tyrosine binding. The coding region runs from base 1 to 1200 and encodes 399 amino acids. The record is from RefSeq and is a predicted model, not a curated record.